AUGCCCUUCCGCCAGCGUGUUGCCCGCCACUUCGGCGAUGCGCUCUCCCCCGAAAAGCCGUACCUUAGCUACUAUGAUGUCCUAUUGACCGUCGAAGACGUCAAGGCUCUCAAGCACGACUGGCUCACGGACAAUAACAUUGCCUUCUGGGAGGAAUACCUCGAGCGAGAGACGCUGGCUCGCUACCCGCAAGCCCAUAUCGUCCUCCUCCGUCCUAGCAUGACGUUCCUCCUCAUGAAGGAGCCCGAUAGCCGCCUUGUCCGCGCCGCCCUGCCCGACUUUACAAAGGUCACCCACAUCUUCCUGCCCAUCAACGACAAUCGCAAUGUCAGCGUCGCAGAGGGCGGCAGCCACUGGUCCCUACUGCUCGUCUCCGUUAUUGACGGCCUCGCCUUCCACUACGAUUCGCUCGGUGGCUCCAACUUCUCCGAAGCAAACCUUGCUACGCGCAAGCUCGCCGAGAUGCUCGGCCGCCCCUUCCGCUUCAUCAACCUCCAGGACUCGCCGCAGCAGGAAAACGGGAGUGACUGUGGCGUCUACGUCUGCCUCCUGAUGCGCCAUCUCCUCAUCAAGCGCCUUCUCUGCGUUAAUGCCCGCGAGAAGAUCUCCAUGAGCAUGGCGGGCAAGAUAGUGGACAGCCACGGCGGCCGCAAGGAGAUGCUUCGCAUCAUUGAGAACCUCCGCAAGGAGGGCGAGCGCCGAAGAUCGAGAAGCUCGAGCCCAUUUACCGACAAGACGCCACCUCGGAUCGAAUAG
Hirsutella rhossiliensis is the source of this 756-nucleotide messenger RNA. RefSeq names its product Ulp1 protease family protein. Bases 1 to 756 code for a protein of 251 amino acids. Lineage: Eukaryota; Fungi; Ascomycota; Sordariomycetes; Hypocreales; Ophiocordycipitaceae. The transcript is spliced from 3 exons. Gene Ontology annotation, biological process: proteolysis. Gene Ontology annotation, molecular function: deNEDDylase activity; cysteine-type peptidase activity. The record is from RefSeq and is a predicted model, not a curated record.